CACAUUAGAAAAUAGAAAAGAUACAAAUAAGUUUACUCUUCACUCACUCACUCUCUCUCUCUCUCUUGCUCGCUCAUUUCUUUCUCUUUUAUUUUUUUCUUUUUAUUUGCAGGCGAAGCUGUUUUGUUUUUGAGAAUCUCUCUUGGAAUUCAUGUCGGACAAGGGUCGGCCUUUGCCAAAGUUUGGUGAGUGGGAUGUCAAUGACCCUGCUUCAGCGGAGGGAUUCACCGUGAUAUUCAAUAAGGCCAGGGAUGAGAAGAAGACAGGUGCCAAGCCUGACUCACCUGGGAAGGAUGAGCCCGCGUUCAGGCAUACUGCAGAUCCUGGCAAGCCCCAGGGUAAAAAAUGGUUUUGCUGCGUCCAACCUGCUUAUGCAGAGUCCUGAUGGCAGGGGGCUCUCGCUUGGUGGAAAGCAAUUUCCAUCGGGCUACACCAUAUUUUCCGAGAAGACUGGAGCUGUAGUUAUACAAAGGCUGUGAUGAGUCCUGCCGGGGAAUUGGUUUGCUGUGCUUUGAAUUGGGGCUGAUUGGAAAGGUGGUAUGAGAGGAUGAUGAAAGAAGACACAGUUUAUUGUAUUUAUAGUCUUGCUUACACUUACUGGGUGGGCACUAUUUGAAGCUUAGCUUUGCUUCCCUUUCCUUUCCUUCUCCAAGUUGCUGUUGGGGCUGCCGCUUGUUUGUGACUGUUUUUCAUUAUCUGUUCUACCGGAGUUGAGUGAAUUUGGUUUUUGUGUAUAGUUAGCACAGGUUCAUGGCUUUUUCAUUGUCUUCUUGAUCACAACUCUAUUCUGGAUAUGUGCAAUAGUCAAACAAAGAAUUAUGCCUUCAAA
Messenger RNA from Macadamia integrifolia, 829 nucleotides. RefSeq names its product protein NOI4-like. Lineage: Eukaryota; Viridiplantae; Streptophyta; Magnoliopsida; Proteales; Proteaceae. Bases 152 to 385 code for a protein of 77 amino acids. The record is from RefSeq and is a predicted model, not a curated record. The transcript has 3 exons.